Molecule: messenger RNA, 1586 nt
Organism: Paramecium pentaurelia
Lineage: Eukaryota; Ciliophora; Oligohymenophorea; Peniculida; Parameciidae
Source: the annotation of a GenBank genome assembly
AAUGCUCACAAGGGCAUUAGCCAAAUAGAUGCGUCUAGGUAGAUAUUAAAGAUAAAGAGUAUAAUAGGAUUCUCCGCUGCUAAGAAGCAAGCAGAGACAGGCAAAGCAGCGACAACUACAACAGGAUAAAUCGCUUAAGUGAUUGGUGCUGUCGUCGACGUACAGUUUGAUGGACCUCUUCCUCCAAUCUUAAAUGCAUUGUAAGUGUAAGGAACAAGUCAUAAAUUGAUCUUGGAAGUGGCUUAACAUUUGGGUGAUAGUAGAGUUAGAACAAUUGCCAUGGAUUCCACUGAAGGAUUGAUUCGUGGUUAACCAGUUUCAGAUUUAGGAGGUCCAAUUACAAUUCCAGUUGGUCCAGAAACUUUGGGACGUAUUAUGAAUGUCAUUGGUGAUCCAAUUGAUGAAAGAGGCCCAAUUGAAACAAAAAUUAGAUAUCCAAUUCACAGAGAAGCUCCAAGUUUUGUAGAUCAAGGUAGUGGUGCUGAAAUUUUGAUCACUGGUAUCAAGGUGGUAGAUUUAUUGGCUCCAUAUGCAAGAGGAGGAAAGAUUGGAUUGUUCGGUGGUGCAGGAGUAGGAAAAACAGUGCUUAUUUAAGAAUUGAUUAAUAAUGUGGCUAAAGCUCAUGGUGGUUAUUCAGUAUUUGCAGGUGUAGGGGAAAGAACAAGAGAAGGAAAUGAUCUUUAUCAUGAAAUGGUUGCAUCAGGAGUUAUCAAUUUAAGUGGUGGAUCAAGAUGUGCUCUUAUUUAUGGAUAAAUGAAUGAGCCCCCUGGUGCUAGAGCCAGAGUUGGUUUGACUGGUUUAACAGUUGCAGAAUAUUUCAGAGAUGAGGAAGGAAAAGAUGUGUUGCUUUUUAUUGACAACAUUUUCAGAUUCACAUAAGCAUGUUCAGAAGUGUCAGCCUUGUUAGGUCGUAUUCCAUCAGCUGUCGGUUAUUAACCAACAUUGGCAACAGAUUUAGGUUAAUUAUAAGAACGUAUUACAACAACAAAGAAGGGAUCUAUUACAUCAGUCUAAGCAAUUUAUGUACCUGCAGAUGAUCUUACAGAUCCAGCACCUGCUACAACAUUUGCUCACUUGGAUGCUACAACUGUGUUAUCAAGAGCAUUAACAGAAUUGGGUAUUUAUCCAGCUGUCGACCCAUUGGAUUCUUCAUCUCGUAUGAUGGACCCAAAUAUUGUAGGUGAAAAGUAAUUAACUAAAAUUAAAUAAUAUUAGACAUUAUACAGUUACAAGAGGAGUUUAGAAAUUAUUGUAAGAUUACAAAUCACUUCAAGAUAUCAUUGCCAUUUUGGGUAUGGAUGAAUUAUCUGAAGAUGAUAAACUCACUGUUUCCAGAGCCAGAAAAGUACAAAGAUUCCUUUCAUAACCAUUCUUCAUGUCCGAAGUCUUCUCAGGAAGAAAGGGUAAAUUCGUAUCACUUAGCGAUACUAUUGCUGGAUUCAGAGGUAUUUUUUUAUUAAAAAAUAUUCUAGCUUUACUUGAUGGUGAAGGUGAUGAAUACCCAGAAAAUGCAUUCUAUAUGCAAGGAACAUUUGAAGAUGUCAUUGAAGAAGCUAAAAGAGUUGCUGCAGAAACCACCAAAUGAA